Messenger RNA from Alosa sapidissima (American shad), 1640 nucleotides. It is a transcript of the gene trappc3, whose product is annotated as trafficking protein particle complex subunit 3. The transcript has 5 exons. Lineage: Eukaryota; Metazoa; Chordata; Actinopteri; Clupeiformes; Clupeidae. The record is from RefSeq and is a predicted model, not a curated record. Gene Ontology annotation, cellular component: TRAPP complex; cytosol; cis-Golgi network membrane. Gene Ontology annotation, biological process: endoplasmic reticulum to Golgi vesicle-mediated transport; intra-Golgi vesicle-mediated transport. Bases 156 to 698 code for a protein of 180 amino acids.
UUCCGGUUCCUUUGCUAUCCAGGAAGUUGUGUCUGAGGAGUUGUGGUGAAAGCUGAUAGAAAACAGAGAACCAGAUCCGAAUCGUUUGGCACAGUUCACGAUAAACAAAUUAAUUAAACAUUACCUGAUAUCAAAGACCUGUAACACUAUACAGAAUGUCUCGGCAGUCAAACAGAACCACCGACAGUAAGAAGAUGAACUCCGAGCUGUUCACCCUCACCUACGGGGCUCUGGUCACCCAGCUGUGCAAGGACUAUGAGAACGACGAGGAGGUCAACAAGCAGCUCGACAAGAUGGGAUACAACAUUGGUGUGCGCCUCAUCGAGGACUUCCUGGCUCGGUCCAGCGUGGGGAGGUGUCACGAUUUCCGAGAAACAGCCGAUGUCAUCGCUAAGGUAGCGUUUAAGAUGUACCUGGGCGUCACCCCUAGUGUGACCAACUGGAGUCCGGCGGGGGACGAGUUCUCCCUCAUCCUGGAGAGCAACCCGCUGGUGGACUUUGUGGAGCUCCCUGACAACCACAACAACCUCGUCUACUCCAACUUAUUGUGCGGAGCGCUGCGGGGAGCUCUGGAGAUGGUCCAGAUGGCAGUGGACGUCCGGUUCGCCCAGGACACCCUGAGGGGGGACAGUGUGACGGAGAUCCGCAUGAAGUUCAUCAAGAGGAUCGAGGAGAACCUGCCAGCCGGCGACGAGUGAUGCAUCCUGGGGAAUGAAGUCAUUCCUGGGCUGCCCCUCCUCCCCCCCACUCACUGUGGAGGUUGACACUUCACAGGGCCCAGGUACAAAAACUACAGACUGUACAAAACUACAUCUCCCAGGAGAGAAGCCCAGUGACCAGCAUUGCUUGGACUUCGGGUCUCCACUCUUAUUUAUUAUUAGCUAAAGAAUGCCCUGAACAGUUGGCUUACACACUAUCUCACACCAAAGGCAGAGCUUUUAAAAAAAUAAAUAAAUACUUAAGACUUCAAACUGGUAGAAGUCUCCUCUGAUCACUUGUCAAACAACCAGCUUGGGGCAGAGGUCCACUCUUUUCUACGUGGCCCUGAGCUGAUUCCUUCUGAAAAGUGUGUGUCUGCUUUUGGUUGUGUGUUUUUGUGUGUGUUCCUGACCCCUCCGUGUACAAGAGGGGCCCAGGAAACAUGACUUUGUUUUGUUUUGAAAUUGUCCAUGGACAUGUCCGUCACAAUAAAUGCCCAGUUGAACUCGUCUGAAUAGUCUUGAGUGUUCUAUAGACCGUAAAAGGGGACCUUAGAUCAAACAUAUGCCACCGCACCUACGAGGACAUGUCCUGUUUGUGUGUCUUUUUAAUCAGUGAUAUAUGCUUUAACUUAACAUGGUUAAAGUAAAGUAGUAAAUCAGUUUGUUUUCCAAGAGGUAGAAUGGCCUUGCCUCGUUACUUGGCCAAUCAGGUUUGAGGAGGGUCUUUAUGAAAACAGUGAAGGCCACAGAGAUGUGAAAGCUGCCCCCUGUGCCUGCUUCUGCUCUUGUUUAUUUACCUGCUGUUUGUUUUUGUUUACUAGUGGGUCUCGCAUCAUUAACUGGCCCCAGGCAGGCCACAUUUCUUUCACAUUUUUUUUUAUUAUUAUUUUAUUUAUAUGUUAGCAAAUUAUAUUGAGAUUAAACAAACUGUUAACUUCA